Leptopilina boulardi is the source of this 1345-nucleotide messenger RNA. RefSeq lists its product as uncharacterized. Gene Ontology annotation, cellular component: elongator holoenzyme complex; nucleus; cytosol. Gene Ontology annotation, molecular function: tRNA binding. Gene Ontology annotation, biological process: tRNA wobble uridine modification. The record is from RefSeq and is a predicted model, not a curated record. Bases 109 to 960 code for a protein of 283 amino acids. Lineage: Eukaryota; Metazoa; Arthropoda; Insecta; Hymenoptera; Figitidae. The transcript is spliced from 3 exons.
AAAUUACCUUUACAACCCUGCCUAUUUGUGGAGGGGAUCAUUGGACAUGUGCCUUGCACGCAAAUGAAAAUGUAAAUAUUGUAAAUAUUUGUGUUGUGAAUUUUAAUAAUGUCAAGCAUUGAGUUUUUACCUCUUUUAGAGGGUACAAAAUUUAUAAUAAUAGAUGAAGGUUUGGAUGCACCUUUUGCUGAAACGUUAAUUACAGGGUGGUUAAAAAUGUUUGAGAAGCGAAGAUGUGAUUGUGAAAUUGACGUAAUUUCAUUUGCAAAUCCAAAGUACCUUUAUGUUAAUCAUUUUAAUUUAUUAACAUUGAAUAACAUAAAUGUGACUGAUUUUUAUUCUAUAAAUUCAAAUAAAACAAAUUCUUUUAUAGAAAGAAUGGAAUAUUAUCUUCAAACUGCUGGACAUGAUACAGUUAUUAUAAACUGUCUGAGUACUCUCAGUUUAUCUGUUGGUUUUGAAAAAGCAAUAUGGUUUAUUGAGAAAGUCAAAGAAAACUCAAAACAAUUAAUUUGUAUAUAUCGAAGAGAUUUUGGAAAACUUAAUUUACCAAAUGUAGAAACUAUGGGAACAACUUAUGUGAAAUUAGAAGGACACUUAAAAAGUACACAGAUUAAUAAUUAUGUUUAUGAGGGAUAUUUUACUCAUAAAAAACUUGGAGGAAGUAUUUUACAUCAAACUGAAAUAGUGACCCAAGAUGUUAAAACAUAUGAAAUUAUAUCAACAGAGAUUUUAAAAGAUUCAAUUAAGAAAAUAAAAAAACCUAUUCAAGAAUCGACGAAAGAAAUUAAAGCAUCUUUUCGAAUAGAAACAAAUGACCAGGAAAUGACGCAAAAAAGAGAUACUCCUUUACCUUAUAUAGAAGCUAAAAAUCAAAAUAACCAAACAGCUAUUUUUUAUGAACCUGAGGAUUUAUAUGAUGGCGAGGAUGAGGAUCUUGAUGAUGAUUUAGGAAUUUAAAAGUAUGUAAGAACCGAAUCAUCAUGUUUUAAAUUUGUUACAUUUUUCUAUAAAAUGACACUCAACAAACUUUAUCUUAUAUUAUAUUUUAAAUAAAAAAAUUAUUCAAAUUGUAUUCACUUUCUUAGAAUUUGAAAAACUAAAUACAUAUAUAUAUAUAUACAUUAUACUAAACUAAUAUUUUAAAUUGUGAUUAAAGUUAAAUUUUUAUUAAUGACCUUGUCAAGUGUUAAACACAGAUACCAGUCUGUAUAUUUUUUUUGUGCUUCAAACAGUAUCGAUAAAAUUGUUCAACUUUCAUUUCAAUACAAGAAGUUGACAAUUUUUAUACACGAUGAUGAGAUAAGAAAUGUCUCGAAAUGUUUAAUACAAAAAAUAUCCGACA